AUGACUCAGUUCCUGCCGCCCAACCUCUUGGCCCUCUUUGCUCCCCGGGACCCCAUCCCGUACCUGCCACCCCUGGAGAAGCUGCCACAUGAAAAACACCACAAUCAACCCUACUGUGGCAUUGCGCCCUACAUCCGAGAGUUUGAGGACCCUCGAGAUGCCCCUCCCCCGACACGCGCAGAAACGCGGGAGGAGCGCAUGGAGAGGAAGAGACGAGAAAAGAUUGAGCGGCGACAGCAGGAAGUGGAGACAGAGCUAAAAAUGUGGGACCCUCACAACGACCCCAACGCUCAGGGUGAUGCCUUCAAGACGCUCUUUGUGGCCAGAGUGAACUAUGACACGACAGAAUCCAAGCUCCGGAGAGAAUUUGAAGUAUAUGGACCCAUCAAAAGAAUACACAUGGUGUACAGCAAGCGGUCAGGAAAGCCCCGAGGCUAUGCCUUCAUCGAGUACGAACAUGAGCGAGAUAUGCACUCCGCUUACAAGCACGCAGACGGCAAGAAGAUUGAUGGCAGGAGAGUCCUAGUGGAUGUGGAGAGGGGCCGGACCGUGAAGGGCUGGCGGCCCCGGAGGCUGGGAGGCGGCCUCGGUGGGACCAGGAGAGGCGGGGCUGACGUGAACAUCCGGCAUUCUGGCCGCGACGACACCUCCCGCUACGACGAGAGGCCCGGCCCGUCCCCGCUUCCCCACCGGGAUCGGGACCGCGACCGCGAGCGGGAGCGCAGGGAGCGGAGCCGCGAGCGUGACAAGGAGCGGGAACGGCGGCGCUCCCGCUCUCGGGACCGGCGGCGGCGCUCUCGCAGCCGCGACAAGGAUGAGCGGAGGCGCUCCCGGGAGCGGAGCAAGGACAAGGACCGGGAACGGAAGCGGCGGAGCAGCCGGAGCCGUGAGCGGGCGCGGCGCGAGCGGGAGCGCAAGGAGGAGCUGCGCGGUGGCGGAGGCGGCGGCGACAUGGCGGAGCCCUCCGAGGCUGGCGAUGCGCCUCCCGAUGACGGGCCUCCCGGGGAGCUGGGUCCCGACGGCCCUGACGGUCCCGAGGAGAAGGGCCGGGAUCGUGACCGGGAGCGACGCCGGAGCCACCGGAGUGAGCGGGAUCGACGCCGGGACCGAGACCGGGACCGGGAUCGCGAGCACAAGCGGGGGGAGCGAGGCAGUGAGCGGGGCAGGGAUGAGGCCCGAGGUGGGGGCGGGGGCGGCCAGGACAACGGGCUGGAGGGUCUGGGCAAUGACGGCCGAGACAUGUACAUGGAGUCCGAGGGAGGCGACGGGUAUCUUGCUCCGGAGAACGGGUAUUUGAUGGAGGCUGCGCCAGAGUGA
This is a messenger RNA of Pipistrellus nathusii (Nathusius's pipistrelle), 1317 nucleotides long. The record is from the annotation of a GenBank genome assembly. NCBI's taxonomy places the organism in Eukaryota, Metazoa, Chordata, Mammalia, Chiroptera, Vespertilionidae.